Cooperia oncophora is the source of this 666-nucleotide messenger RNA. Lineage: Eukaryota; Metazoa; Nematoda; Chromadorea; Rhabditida; Trichostrongylidae. The record is from the annotation of a GenBank genome assembly.
AUGAAAACGGCAGCAAGGGUAGUACGGCACUUCCUUCUGGAGAAUGCCAUGAAGGACGAGGCAGAAGAGAGUGAAUCGACAAAGAAUACGACGUGUAGUCAAUGUAACUGUGCACGUGAGACGACUAGCAGUGAUAGCAGCACUAGUGAAAGCAGGACAGUUGCGUGUGGCGAUCAAGGGGUGAAAGGAGUGCCAGCGUUCAUGUUGCCCAAGGACGACUAUUUCCAAUAUCCUGGUGCUCCUGGAGGGCCGCCACCCAGAAUACAACCCCCUGGUAUGGCUCCUCCUUGUGUGUGCCCACAUCAAGCACCAAAGCCACCACCCGCUCAUCAACGGACUCAUCCUGCUCGUUCACACCAUACACCUCGUCACCAUCACAAAUCGGUACAUCAACACCGAUCAGCAUCUGUUCCGAGGCCGACCAAGCCCAAGCCAAUGAUUGCCCUACCGCAACCGUUCCCUAGGGAAGCUCCCCCUCUAUUUCCCCCAGCACCUGGACCUAUAAUAGCUCCGAAUCCUGCUCCUAGAUCAGUAUAUGCCCCUGGACCAAUGGCUCCUCCUCAACAACAGUUUCCUAAGCCUGCUCGUAUUCAGCCUUCGCCGCAACCUAGACCACCACAAUUCAACCAAAGGCCUGCAGAUUUUAAACCAGUUUGUCCCCCUCCG